UAUAAAGGAAUGUCAAGUUUGAUGGAAAAAGCCUCAAAACUCCAUUUCCAGAGAGGUUUGUGAUUACCAGUUGAAGUAUUCCUCUGUUCCCAAUAGGGAAAGGCAACUGGUAGAGAACUCUCCAAAAGACGCUCCUUAUUUCCUGAUCAUUGCACUUGCCCUGUGAUGCAUGUUUGGAGUUAGAAGCAUUAAGCUUGCAAAAAACCUCCAAGCCUUCAUUGGAGCUCCUAAAUAAAUUUAAUUUUCUCUACAGGUAAACCAUCUGCUCAACUGAUUACACUAGAAGAUGCUGUGAAUGGAUAAAUAGAAAUUACUGCCCUCCCGUCAUCUUAAUCAUGUACGACUCUGAAAUAACUUGAGUCAGCUUGCUUGAUCCCUUGAAGACCAAUGAAACAAGAAAAAACUCCUGGAGAUGAUGGAGAGGUGGUGGAGCGUGCAUGUCACGCUAUGUGUGGGUUUGAAGUGCCUGCAAUAUGCAAACAAAUAAAGCAAAAACAAUUUCAGCACAGAAAGGAACUGCGUGUCCCACAGUUUGGGGUUGGUACCUAAUUAUGAACUCAAGCACGGGAUGCCUAACACCCCCCCAGGCAAUGGAAGGAGUUGUAUAAAAGCUCGCUCUCCUUGAGGUCCUUCUAUCCACUUCUCUCUCCUCACUCGCCUUCGUGAACUGGGUAAGUCAGAUUUCUUUCAAGCUGCAGAGAUUAACUUGUCACAGACCCUUGGUUUGAACUUAGAAUCAAGCACUCUUUAUAUCUGUAGACUGAGGCUGUUCUGUGAUUGAUUGUUUAUGAAAAUAAUGUUUAUUUUAUUCCAUUUACAUGGGAGCCCUCAUGAAGCCAGGCUCCAGAAAACAACUCUGAGGGUAUUUCAAGCAGUUCUGAUUUCCAAGGCUUCUAACAUCUUUAUGCUGAAAUGGAUUCCCUUGACUAUCUAUGACUCUACAUACUAUUUUAAGAUAAAGAAUAGUUCAUAUACAUAGGCAGAAUGUUGGCAGUGUUCAACAGAGUUCUAUACUACAGAGUUUGUAGCAAACAAGUAGAUCCCAACUAGUACUAUAAGACUGAAAUUAACUGCAAACAACAAAAAAUCACUUUUGAAAAGCACAGGAAUUUGACACAUUAAGGAUAAGACUGUUCUUCAAACUACAGUGCAAAGAAAGGAUAGUAAUAGCAUGCACACUUCCCAGGUUUGUUACUGCUGGACUGCUUCAUUGCAAUCUAGUUUCUCCAUAUUACUUUAAUGCUAAUAUAAAGGUCUGUGUUUUGCAGAUUAACCUCCAUUCCUACAAGAUGUCCUGCUAUGACCUGUACCCCACCAACAUUGGUGGCAUCAGCCGCCCCCAGCCCAUUGCUAACAGUGGGAAUGAGCCAUGCGUCCGGCAGUGCCCUGACUCCACAACUGUGAUCCAGCCACCUCCUGUUGUUGUCACCUUCCCUGGACCCAUCCUCAGCAACUUCCCCCAGGAUUCAGUUGUGGGAUCCUCAGGAGCACCCGUCUUUGGGGGCUUUGGGGGCUCCUCCCUGGGCUACGGGGGUCUGUAUGGCCAAGGAGGCUCCUCCCUGGGCUAUGGGGGUCUGUAUGGCUAUGGAGGCUCCUCCCUGGGCUAUGGGGGUCUGUAUGGCUAUGGNGGAGGCUCCUCCCUGGGCUAUGGGGGUCUGUAUGGCUAUGGAGGCUCCUCCCUGGGCUAUGGGGGUCUGUAUGGCUAUGGUAGAUCCUAUGGUUCUGGCUAUUGCAGCCCUUACUCCUACCGGUACAACAGGUACCGCCGUGGCAGCUGUGGGCCCUGCUAAGCCAUGUAUGAAUAUUCCCCUCGUGGAGAAGAAUCAACAGAUGAGAUGCAAUUGGUUCCCAACUGAAGAGCUCCAUGUUGCUCUGAAUCAAGACCAUUGAGCUGUUUCCCUUCACCCCCUAUCAACUUUCUCCUACAAAUUCUGCUUUCAGUUUCCAAUAUAAUGCUUCUCCCUUCAUGUUUCCAUCAUACCUUGGGUAAAUGUAUGAAAACUGCAGAUAUUAUUCCUGGUUGUUUAGAUAAACUAAAGCAUGGGGAGGAAAAUGAAUCAUGUGAAUGUAUCCCUUGCUGAAGACCAGUGCCUUAUUGUCUUGGAGACUCUGAAUAUGUAUUAAUUUCUCAGCACCAUUAAAAGUUUACUGCAUCAAACUUGCAAAUUUCUGGUGUUCUUCUCUCAUAUUUCUAUCCUAUUUAUUUGUUUAUUAAGAAGUCUGCAACACUGAACAUCUACAUCACAUAGAUGAAAGCCCCAAAAGUAAAU
This is a messenger RNA of Coturnix japonica (Japanese quail), 2270 nucleotides long. The record is from RefSeq and is a predicted model, not a curated record. NCBI's taxonomy places the organism in Eukaryota, Metazoa, Chordata, Aves, Galliformes, Phasianidae.